Molecule: messenger RNA, 2757 nt
Organism: Trematosphaeria pertusa
Lineage: Eukaryota; Fungi; Ascomycota; Dothideomycetes; Pleosporales; Trematosphaeriaceae
Product: carbohydrate-binding module family 18 protein
Exons: 4
Coding region: 1-2757 (918 amino acids)
Biological process (GO): carbohydrate metabolic process
Cellular component (GO): extracellular region
Molecular function (GO): chitinase activity; chitin binding
Source: RefSeq, a predicted model, not a curated record
AUGUUCUCUCGAUCUGCUACCGUCGCUGCUUCCAUCGGCCUUCUUGCCUCGACCGUUUCCGCAGGCUUCAAUGCCGCAUCAAGCACCAACGUUGCUGUGUACUGGGGCCAAGGAGACGGCCAGAUCACCUUGUCGGAAGUGUGUAGCGACGACAGCGUCGACAUCGUCAAUGUCGCCUUCGUAAACGGCUUUCCUAAGGCUGUUGGCGACUAUCCGGCUACUAACUUUGGUGUGUACAAGGUCACCAAUCCUUCUCAAAGAUGUCCUAACCAAGUCACAGCAAAUGCAUGCGGCGCUGAAUAUUACGCCUACCCCAAUGGAACCCUAAGCGGCCUGUUGUCCAGCUGCCCCAGCAUUGAGCCCGGAAUCAACACCUGCAAGGCUAAUGGAAAGAACCUAUGUCUGCUUAUAUCUAUUGAUAAGGCUUCCAAGGAGGUGGCCGAGUAUUUCGCCGAAUUCCUGUGGGGCGCAUUCGGACCCGUGACCGAUGAAUGGAAGAAUGCCGGAAAGCCGCGCCCCUUCGGCGAUGCAUCUGUGGACGGUUUCGACCUCGACAUUGAAUCCUUCAUGGUCACACCCCCUUUCCCGGACUAUCAGUACGCCAACUACGAGUACUUCGUCUCGAAGCUCAAGAACGACCUCUUCGGAUCUGGAGACUACUAUAUCUCUGGCGCCCCUCAGUGUGUCAUUCCUGAUGUGCGACUGGCAGAGGCUAUCAGCAAGUCUCACUUCGAUUUCAUCUUUGCUCAGUUCUACAAUACGCCUGAGUGCAGCACCCGCGCAGGCUAUAAUGGACUGAGCGCUGCGUCCACCACGUUCACGUUUGAUGACUGGGCGGCUUGGUUGAAGACGAACUCCUUGAAUAAGGGCGUCAAGCUCUAUCUUGGCAUGCCCGCCGGAGUCAAUGGCGCUCCAUUCGAUCCUACUUCGUACCUCACUCCGACCGAAGCGAACGACCUGAUCUCCUUCUACUCCGCGAAGCAUUCCGAUAUUUUCGGCGGAGUCAUGCUUUGGGAAGCCACCGUCUCUUCUCGCAACGCCAUCUGCUCCAAGGGCUACUCUACGUGGAUCAAGGACAUCCUCAACGGAGAAUAUGUCAGCGAAACCUGCCCUAGCUCUUCGGCCUCCUCUACGGUCGCUUCGUCUACUAGCAGCAUUGCCUCUUCGACUUCCAGCACCGUGGUCCCCACUGCCACCGCGGUGACCCCAGACGGCACAUGCGGCGGCGUUACUGGUUACACUUGCAUCGGAGCCAACGCGGGUGACUGUUGCAGCCCCUAUGGCUGGUGCGGAAGCUCUGCUGACCAUUGCGGUACUGGCUGUCAGGAGGGCUUCGGAAAGUGUGGUAUUUCAAGCAGCAGCAGCAGCUCGUCCAUGGUUUCUAGCACCAGCUCAGCUGUUUCCAGCACCAGCUCCGAAAUAUCCAGCACCAGCUCCGAAGUGUCCAGCACCAGCUCCGAGGUGUCUUCGACCUCAUCGACCGCUUCAUCGUCCACGGUGUCUUCCACUGAGUCCUCCACCAGCAGCUCUUCCUCGUCUUCGGUUCCGUACCCUACCGAGACUAGCUCAAGCACCGUCUACCCGACCGAUACCUCCUCGUCUUGGUCAUCCGUCCCGUACCCUACCUACGGAGAGAACUCGACCUCUAUUCCUUACCCAACCGAGACUUCGAGCAUCAUCUACCCGACUGAUACUACCUCGUCCACGGUCUAUCCUACCGAUUCCUCCAGCUCGUACCCGACGUACAAUGUCUCGUCCUCUACCUCAUCUACGCCUGGUUACUACAACACCACUACGCCGUGCUCAACUACCCUAGGCGCCUACUCUACCUCUAGCCCUUCGGCAUCCUACGACAUCUACACGCCAAGCUCUUCGACUCCUGCUGGCUAUGUCUCUUCCUCAACCCCUGCCGGCUAUGGUUCUUCUAGCUCCUCUGGCUAUUCAGUGUACCCUGCCUCAAGCUCUACCAAGACGCCUUGCUCGACUUCGCCGAAGGGCUAUGCUACUUCCUCUUCUACUCCUGGAUAUCCUCCUGUCUAUCCCGCUUCGAGCUCUUCCAAGGGAUACUCAGCCAAGCCAUUAACGACCAGCAAGCCCGCUUAUCAUAGCUCUCACGUGCCAGAUUACACCACUACCGUGACGGAAACAUCCACAUACGUCGACAUCUGCUCCACCGGCUACACCACCAUCACCACAACGAUGACCAAGACCUACACCGUCUGCCCCGUCUGCGCAACGCCGACGCCCAAGCCCUACGGCGAAGUCCCCGAGGGCUGGACCACAACCGUGACCGUCUGCAGCGUCUGCGGCCCCAAGACCGUCACCGUUACUCUCACCAAGCCCAUCCCCACCCCUCACCCGACGCCCGCGGAAUACACCCCUGAGGCGCCCGAGGAGACCGCCACCAGCACCAUCGAGAGCUACGUCUACAUCACCGUGACGCCCGUGCCCGCGUCGUCUACGCCGUCGCCCGCUCCUUCUGCGCCCGCCUAUGUCCCUGAGGGAGAGGCGCCGCAGGAGUACACGGUUACGAAGGGCGUCACGGAGGUUAUUACGCUGUCGAAGGUGCCGGUUCCCGCGUAUACGCCGGCGCCUGUGUAUAAUGCUACGACUGGUGUGUAUGUGCCGAGCGGGACGGCGGGCAGCACUGGAGGAUAUACGGCUACGCCGCUGCCGUUUGAGGGCGCGGCGAGCAGGAUGAGCGUUGGGCUUAGCGCUGUGGCAGCGGUGGUGGUGGCGGGUUUGUUAGCUUUGUAG